Molecule: messenger RNA, 1535 nt
Organism: Asparagus officinalis (garden asparagus)
Lineage: Eukaryota; Viridiplantae; Streptophyta; Magnoliopsida; Asparagales; Asparagaceae
Product: pinin-like
Exons: 10
Coding region: 66-1310 (414 amino acids)
Cellular component (GO): catalytic step 2 spliceosome
Source: RefSeq, a predicted model, not a curated record
CAAAAAUUAAUGCACAACUUGUUAGUUAUCGGGUUCAAUCCCGAAGCCCGAAUUCUCGAAAGGUAAUGGCGAGCGGGUCGGUGGAGAAGACAGCGGAGGAGCUCCGAAAAGAGAUCGACGAGCUCAAUCGACAACGAUGGGAGAUCACCAAGCGUCUGCGAGAUCCUCGCGGCCUCCGCCGCCCCGCCCCCUCCGUGGGCCCCACUGGGCCUCGGAAGCGCGGCGCUGUUGUUGGACCCGCGGUGGAGGACCAGCCGGCGCCAAAACGGCGUUUGUCUUCCGCUGUUGUUAAAUUGGAGGAUGGAGAAAUUAAAGAAGAUGCUAGUGGACCAAAAGAUUCUAAGGAAGAACAUAUAUCGGAGGUUGCGGCUGUUCCAACUGGAGAGAAUGGUAAACCUAGGCCAAACCCUCAAAUCAAUAGUGGGUCAAGAAGGGAUGGGAAUCCAUGGAUGAGGAAGAUGGACUAUGAUGUUAUACCGACAGAGCCAAUUCCUAGGAUUUUGCCAAAGAAUGAGGACCCGAGAUUGGUUAAGCGCAACAGAAGAAUGCUCGGACAGCUCCUGGGGACAUUAGAGAAAUUCCAAGAAGAAGACAAGCAACGGUCAACAACUGAAGCUUAUAUGCGUAGGUCAGAUUCAUUACGACGGGCUGAAGAAAAAGCUCGUGAAGAAAGUGAGAGGCUAAGGCAACAGGAGAGGGAACAAAUUGCUGAGAAGCGCAGGCGUGAUUUGACACUACAAGCUCGUGUUGCUGCUAAGGCAGAGCAAAAGAAGAUGGAGCUGCUGUUUAUUCUUUGGUCUGAGCAUCAUAAAAAUCUGACCAAUUUCUUAAGGACAAAAACAGAACCUCCAAUAUAUUACAUGCCAGCUAAGCCAUUAGUUGAGGAUGCAGCUAUUGUGGAGCAGAGUACAGAGCAGGUAUUUCUGGAAUGGAAGACUGCAAGAAGAGCAGAACUAUCCGAAUACCAGAAACAAAUUGAGGAGGACUAUAUCUCAAACGUCGAUAAAGAGCUUGAUCGAUGGCAGGAUGCAAGGAACACACGGAGAUCAAACAUUCAGGUUAACCUGCAAGAGACAAUGGAUAAGGAGCUGGAGACCCACAGGCUUGAGCAUGGUCCCAAGCCUCGGAGAAUCACAGGAAAUAAUGAAGAAGAGGAUGUGGAAGAUAUUGCUGCUGAAGAUGAACUCAUGGACGAGGUCCUUGGAGCCCCUGAGAGGGUUUAUGGCGAUGCUUCUAAAUUGCCUGAGGCUGGCAAUGGCAGUUCGAACCCUGUGGAGAUGCAGUUGGAAGGAUGUAAUAGGGCUAUUUAGUGGUUUAAGUUAAUUGAGGACUCUCUGUGUUUGUAUUUGUAUGUGGUACAAUUUUGAUGUUAUUUGUUUCACAAUAUUUUGCGAGCAUAAAAAACCAGGCGGUUUUGGGAUCUAUUGUGCAAUGCGAGGGCGACAAAUUUGUCAAAGUGCAUGCGAACACAGCUCAAACAUUAGAUUUUGUAUUAGCAGUAGAUCAGGUGUUUAAAGUUAGUAUUGUCUUAUUCA